Racocetra fulgida is the source of this 496-nucleotide messenger RNA. The record is from the annotation of a GenBank genome assembly. NCBI's taxonomy places the organism in Eukaryota, Fungi, Glomeromycota, Glomeromycetes, Diversisporales, Gigasporaceae.
AACAUAAAUGUCAGGUAAUUUGUUGUGGUGACGAUGCGCAACCUCCACCAUUCUUCGGAGAAAUGCCACAUAAUUGGUUAAAAGAGCAUGCCGAUUAUUAUGAAGAAGUCUUGACUGAUUAUCGGGCCAAAUGUCCUAAAUUACGUGAACUCAAAAAAGGAAUGCGUCGUAAAAAUAAUCGGGUGCAAUCAGAAUUAUUUCGUGGAGCAAUUCCAGUUAUAGAAAAAUGGAAAUAUCUUGAAAAGAAAUGGUCUCCCUCAGAUCGAAUUUUAUCAGCACAUCGACUUUCUCGAAGACUUGCAUCACAAAUAUGUCUCAAGCUUCAUUGUACAAAAUAUUCUGAAAUUCCAAUUCCAUUAAUUUAUAGGCCAAAAGAUGGGCGCAAACAAAACUGCCUUGUUCUAAUCCCUGGCUCAUCUGAGAAAAGGGAGCUAGUAAAAAAUGAUAUAAUACACUUACCCUUAAAUACACUUUCUGAUAAAUUCUUACAAGGCAU